Molecule: messenger RNA, 1849 nt
Organism: Beta vulgaris subsp. vulgaris (sugar beet)
Lineage: Eukaryota; Viridiplantae; Streptophyta; Magnoliopsida; Caryophyllales; Amaranthaceae
Product: bifunctional nuclease 1
Exons: 12
Coding region: 469-1449 (326 amino acids)
Biological process (GO): protein ubiquitination
Cellular component (GO): nucleus; VCB complex
Molecular function (GO): nuclease activity
Source: RefSeq, a predicted model, not a curated record
UAAAUCUCUCUGAAAUCUGAAUACAGAUAAUUCUCCUUAUUUGUCCACUUUAUAAAAAGAAAUAUCUUCCAUGUAAUGUAUCCUCAAAAUAAAUAAUUGAAAGUAGAAGAAUCUCUUAUCCAAUUUUAUCUAUUUUGCUUGAUUCAUUUCCGUUGGUCCUUUCUUAAGAACCCCCACUUCUCCACUUUCAUCCGAUUAGUAUUCAUUCUCUCUCCUCCAAAAAUCCCUCAAAUUUGGUCCCAUCAAAAUUUCCCAAUUUCUUAUCACUUACUAUAUGAUCUAACUUGCAUAUAUGUACAUAAUAUAGAAGUAAUUUUUUUUAGAAAUUUUGGAAAUUGGGUUAUACUUUUUCUUACAGGUAAUUGAUCUCUGAGCUCUUUAGCUGUAGAACCUCAGUCUCUUUGAUCGGUGGAAAAUUCCCUGAUUCCUUCAAAAAAUAUAUAAUCUUUACAGGAGUUGAAGUAGGAGAUGGGGUCAUUACAUGGACCAGUCGUUUGCCCCACAAUUCGUGCAAAGCAGGUCGGUGUUUAUCAAGUACCAACUAAUAGCUCUUUGAUGAAGAAUGCCAUGCUCAGAAGUACGUUUUGGGGUUAUAAGAGUGUACGUCAACGAGUUUCUAAUGCUGGCAUGCUUGCUAGCCCAACUAAUAUCCGAAGGCUUGGUUUAGUUCAUUGCACUUUCAGUUCGUCUUCCAAUGGAAGUGGUAGUAGAGCUGAGAAUUUCAAGGAGAAUGAUGAGGAUUAUGUCAACUCGAGUGUUACUGAAGCUGUUGAGGUGAAAAGUGGUUCAGAUGGUUUCACAAUUAAAAUGAGAGAUGGGAAGUACAUAAAAUGCAUCCAUAACAGCCCUCAAGGUGGCCAUCUACCAGAUUAUGCACCACAUCCCGCCAUUGUGCUUAAGAUGGAAGAUGGAACUGGUCUUCUUCUUCCAAUAAUUGUUUUGGAGAUGCCCAGUGUGUUACUCAUGGCUGCUAUCCGUAAUGUACAUAUUGCUAGGCCAACCAUGUAUCAAGUUAUGAAGGAGAUGAUUGAGAAGAUGGGAUAUGCAGUCAAACUUGUCCGUGUGACUAAGAGAGUCCAUGAAGCAUAUUUUGCGCAGAUGUUUCUUACAAAGGUAGAUAAUGAAGAUGAAUGUAUUAGCUUUGACCUGCGACCUUCAGACGCAAUUAACAUUGCUGUAAGAUGCAAGGUGCCUAUACAAGUAAACAGGAGCUUGGCUCAUAGUGAUGGAAUGAAGGUUGUUGAAUCUGUAAAGGCAACAAUUGUGGGCCCUGCUUCAGACUUGUUAUUUACAGAACUGGAUCGGCCUAAUGGUAAGCCAUGUAUAGAGACAACAGAAUUUAACCUGCUGCGCAACAUGCUUAGUGCUGCUUAUGAAGAGCGCUAUCAAGAUGCAGCUCAAUGGCGGGACAAACUCACCCAAUUUCGAUCUAAAAGGAACUGGGCUUAACAGUUUGUGGCAAAUAAAUCAAGAUGGAGGAAUUCUGAAUAUUUCUUGCAGGAAGCUAAUAUUGUACAUUGUACAUAAAUUUAUGGAAGCUGAGGAUGAUUGCUGGUUUCUCAAGUGGAACUCUUUUUCUAGCUUUCUUUGUUUCAUGUUGUAACUAUAUUUGUGAAUAAGUAGUAUAUAGAUGAACUGUUUUUUACUCUAAUGAAAAUGGAACUUGCCGCUAUGUUUCGGCCUGCAAGUUUGUGCUAGUGAGUAGUGAAUGGUAAUGCCUUGCCUUUAGGCUGUGGUUCGAACACCGACAAUUUUAAGCAUUGUGCAAUGUUAAGUUGGAUGUUGUAUUGGCUUAAAUCUUAGUAUUGUUGAUUUGGUGUGAUCACUGGUGCCGGUGAUCACUUGUGAA